AUGGAAUGCAAUGAAACGUCGGAUUAUUCCUCCAAUUCUGAAAGUGGAUUUUCCACCAGCGAAUUAAAUGACCAUGACGAAGAAACCAUAUUGAAAAUUGCUAAACUUAAGAAAAUGAUUGCUGAGCUUGAAGAUACCUCUACAUUGAAAGUGGCAAAACUAAAUAAAGAGAAAAAAGGACCAUUAAAUCGAAGUACAGUACAAGUUGUAGAUGAGAUUUCUGAUGACAAAACCGUUAAACCUUUUCAUGACAAAACCUCCAAAGUGGUAACAAAUAAAGCUAAUAAAGUCCAAGCCGUAGAAGAAAUUUCUAAUGACAAGAUAAAAAAGAGAUCACUAAAACGAAGCCGCCCUCAAGUCUCAGACGAAAAUGAUACUGAAUUUUCUAGUGAUGAUCCUGAGCAGAAAUCCAUGAGACUCAUAGUAGCUGAAAAACUUUAUCAUUUGUGUUCUACUACUGAAUAUCGUGAUAUGCCUCUUAUUGAAAUUAACAAAUGUAUUGAUAAGAUGAUUCGUCGUCAUGUCAAUUAUAAACGUAAACUUAAUUUAUCUCAUUAUUAUUCUACGGUAUAUCAAACUUGUUCAACACUUAAUAUUAGUGGAAUGCUUGAAACUCAAGAAACAAUCGUUUCUACUAAUAAAAGAAUCAAAUCCCGUAAACCUAAUGGCAACAGUAAAAGAGCUAAAAAAGGGAAAUAUGUUGUAUCUAUCGAAGUUAAUGAAAGCGAUUCAAAUUUAUCAGAAAAAAACACAACUGCUUUUACUAAUAAGAGAAUCAAAGCCCCUAAAGAAAAACAUGUUGAUCAUAAUACGCCUAUCGAUAUUAACGAAAGUGAUCAAAGUUCAUCAGAAAAAAAUAUUGAACCUACAUUUAAUAGUAGUGAGAUGCUUGAUCCUCAAGAUACAACUACCCCCCCUAAUAAUAAACCCAAAACCCGUUCUAAUGUUAAAAAAGGAAAAACUAUUGAUCACAAUGCACCGAUCAAUGUUGAUGACAGCGAUCCAGGGUUAUCAGAAAAAAACAUUCAUAUGGUUGCUCCUACUAAUAAUAAAACCAAAACCCGUUCUAAUGCUAAAAAAGGAAAAAAUAUUGAUCACAAUGCACCGAUCAAUGUUGAUGACAGCGAUCAAACUUUACCAGAAAGAAAUAUUAAUACAGCUGCUCCUACUAAUAAUAAAACCAAAGCCCAUAAACCUAACGGCAAUAGUAAAAAAGCUAAAAAAGAAAAACAAGUUUAUCACAAUGCACCUAUCAAUGUUGAUGAUAAUGAUCCAACUUUAUUAGAAAAAAAUAUUGUAGUAUUGAAUGAAUAUCCGGAUUUUCAUGGAUAUUCAAAAUUCAUUUUUAAUUGUGGAUAUUCACGUAUCCCACCUCUACAAUUUACCACAUUAACCCACC
Racocetra fulgida is the source of this 1399-nucleotide messenger RNA. Lineage: Eukaryota; Fungi; Glomeromycota; Glomeromycetes; Diversisporales; Gigasporaceae. The record is from the annotation of a GenBank genome assembly.